AUAUUUGGUGACAUCCCUAUCAGAUUAAUAGUUCAUAAUCACAAUAUAUAAGGUUGAUUCUUCAGUGACUGUGCAAUGCAUCGUUUUUGGACAGCCAAAUUCAACAUUCCUAAUCUCACGUAAGGAAAAUGAAGUCCAUCGGUUUUAUUCCGAUUCUGACUGUGUUCUGUUUAAUAUUCGUUUUCGAUUCAUGCCAAGGAAAAGCUAUUAAUCCAAACUCUCUGUUCAGAGGGAAUGAAGCUCCGAAUGUAAACAAACCGUUGAGUCUUCUUCCUGAUCUGGAUUUGGGCAAUAUGAAAAAAGAUCCAUGGCCCAACAAGGUUGAUCUAAAUGUAGGACACAACUCCCUUAAAGGGAUCAUUGGUGGCACAAUCUGGGAGGACAAAAACAAAGGCUUAAGUCUGGAUCUAGAUCUGAAGCCUGGCGUUAGAUUUGAGGGUCGAAAUUCAGCGCCAGUUCCUAACUUCAACGCAUUAGGCACUCUCAAGUGGGGAUUCUGGUAAUGCUGCAAGCAUUAGAAAGAAAAUAUUUCUUUUAUGGUGUAUAUUGUAUGUAUUUCAGAAAGCAUAUUUCUGUUAAUGUAUUUCUCUUCAGUGCCAAGGUUCUUUUAAUGAUAAAUAAA
This is a messenger RNA of Argiope bruennichi, 622 nucleotides long. RefSeq lists its product as uncharacterized. The transcript is spliced from 4 exons. NCBI's taxonomy places the organism in Eukaryota, Metazoa, Arthropoda, Arachnida, Araneae, Araneidae. The coding region runs from base 129 to 503 and encodes 124 amino acids. The record is from RefSeq and is a predicted model, not a curated record.